Alosa sapidissima (American shad) is the source of this 2149-nucleotide messenger RNA. Its product is annotated as rhomboid-related protein 4-like. NCBI's taxonomy places the organism in Eukaryota, Metazoa, Chordata, Actinopteri, Clupeiformes, Clupeidae. Gene Ontology annotation, molecular function: serine-type endopeptidase activity. Bases 326 to 1711 code for a protein of 461 amino acids. The record is from RefSeq and is a predicted model, not a curated record. Gene Ontology annotation, cellular component: membrane. The transcript has 11 exons.
CCUAGACGGAAUAUUGUGAGGAAGAAUCAUAUGCAAAACAAUAGCCUGGCGUUCAUUUUCGGUGAAGGAGAAAAUCCAUACCUCCAUGCCGUAACUGCGUGUACACACUUAUUUACAGAGCCUAUGCUACACAUACACACACAGGAGAUUAAAAAUUCACAUAAUCUGAAGCAAAACGCAAACCAGAAUGCAAGAACUGCGCAAAUGCGGACAUUUGUGAGGUGGUGGAAGCAGAAGGAAUGGUACUCUUAUCAGUUACUGCUGGUCAAGUGCACACCUGUUCUCCAUCCUUUUCAUCUCUGAACAAACACACAAAGAAGCUCUAAUGAAUUUUAAUAGUGUGGACUGGACCACCAACCUAGGCCUGAUUUUUCUCUCAUAUGAGGUCUUUCAGACUGGUGUUGACAAUAUCCCUCCCGUGACCAUUGCAACACUGGUCCUCAAUAUAUUUGUUUAUCUGUCGCCAGUGAAACCUGUCACACAGGUGUGCGUUAGUGUGCAGACGGCAGUAUGGCAGCGAGAGUGGCGUCGUAUGCUCUUGGGCCCAUUCCAUCACAGGAAUGAUUGGCACCUCAGCCUCAACAUGGUGUCCCUGUUGAGGGCAAAGCCUUUGGAGCACUUCCUGGGCGGGGUCUGGUUUGCCUGUCUGCUGGCCAUCUUCUCCUUGCUUACAGGAUUGGUCUAUCUCCUGCUGAGGGCGGGACUAUACGUGCUCACAGAGGAUUCCUCACAUGGCUCAUGGUGUAUUGUAGGAUUUGAUGCUGUGCUGAUUGGUCUGCAUGUUGUGAAUGUCUACUACCACCCCAACUCAUUGUCCCAGCUCAUGGGAUUCCCUGUGGCCACACGUGUGACCUGCUGGAUGGAACUUUUCCUGGUGUAUGCCUUGGAACCUGGGGUGUCUGUGUUGACACCUCUGUCUGGAUUGCUGGUGGGUCUUCUCUACACCAAAGGGCCUCUGAGGAGUGCAAUGGCAGGAUGUGCAGGUGUCAUGACAGGAAAUCAGACAGGGAGAAGAUCAAUGUACUUCUAUGAGUCAGGUUACAGUGGAUGGCGCAGUCCUAAUCCCACAGCAGAUCUCAAUCAUCCACAGUUUAGUCGAAAGCAAGCCCCUGCCACACACUCCAGUGAGACCAGGUGUCCUGAUAGACCGCCUCGUGCUAAUUCCUCCCCACACACUCCGUCCAGGAAGCAGCGCUGUACUGGUAGACCCCCAGCCAGAGAUGCUUUGAACCCAUAUGUCCAGCUUCAUGACCUGCAUCCCAGAACUACCAGGCAACUAACCAAAGGAGCCUCUUGCAAAUAUGUAUUCACCUGCCCUUGCUGUCCCAGAACAUUUUGCCUAAGGAUAGCACGCAACCGUCACCUUCUCACUCAUGGAGAUCAGCCACAACAUGAAUCAUCUUCCAGGCCUCACCGCCAGGUUAAUCAAAGUGUGGAUGACGGACCACCAGAUCCAGACCCUGUAAUGGUGCCCCAAUCUCCAGACCUGAACCCCUCUGAAAACCUCUGGAAUAUGGUUAAGAAGAAGCUGGGUAGUUACAUGGCAUCAAACCAAUCUGAGCGGCUUAUUCAAGGGCCCACUAACUCAGCCAAGUCUGCUGCUUCUGCCAGACCAUCUAACCCUGUCACAGAGGAAGUGCGGCACCGACGUCUCCUGAGGUUUCAGCAUCUGACAUCUGAGCCAGCAGCUGCUUUUCCAGCAGACUGUUAAUGGCAAUUUAUUUUCAGAGUGACUAUUUGCACCCCUGAUACAAUUAGCCUUGGCCACACAGCUGGGCUAUUUGCACCCUCUAUGAUGCCUCGCAACAAAUGCAAACGUCAGCAGAAAGUGAAAAAUUCAGAAAGGUUUUGGCACUAAUAUCUGUUCUGAUGAAUUUUCUGGUUGAAAGGUUGUAUUUUAUUUUCAUAAUCUUUGUUCAGUGAAUACAUACGUCCGUCAUUUUGUUAGUGAACAGCAAUCUCAUGAUUAUGACGGUCAGGCCUGCGAACUAUUGGCUACUAUGAGAUGUAGAAAGAACACAUGAACCAUCCAAAAGUUAGAGAGAUACGUAGUAGGGUAGGCUAUUAGGAAAAGACUGAUAGCCUAUAUACCCUCCGUUUUUAAAAAUAAUUCUGUUAACACUGAUAUGCUACAAACAUGUUAUAAACC